Messenger RNA from Cryptococcus deneoformans JEC21, 1608 nucleotides. RefSeq names its product GTP cyclohydrolase I, putative. The record is from RefSeq and is a predicted model, not a curated record. Gene Ontology annotation, biological process: tetrahydrobiopterin biosynthetic process; tetrahydrofolate biosynthetic process. Gene Ontology annotation, molecular function: GTP binding; zinc ion binding; GTP cyclohydrolase I activity. Gene Ontology annotation, cellular component: cytoplasm. The transcript has 5 exons. Lineage: Eukaryota; Fungi; Basidiomycota; Tremellomycetes; Tremellales; Cryptococcaceae. Bases 105 to 1412 code for a protein of 435 amino acids.
GCAGGAAGGCCAUCUCGCCAUCUCGAGUAAACAAAUCUUCGUUUGACAAAUAGUACAUAUUAACCACCCCUUAUACACACACUCCGGCCCACACAGCCGUUAUUAUGCCUUCCACAACUGACCCUCUCGCCGACUCCCGCGCAUCCCCUCAGUCUCCCCGUUCUAUCCCCACCGCCAACCUCAACAAUCUCUCUCUCCUUUCCGAAUCCUCUACUGGUUCUUGGGAACGCGGCAGGAUGGCGGGCAACGCUCGUUCACCGCCUACAAAUUCUAUCCUUGCCGACUCGCUCGCAGCUGGUGUUGCUCCCGUAGCGGCGGGUGUAAAUGUGGUCGAAGGCGGUAACGACUUAUCCCCAUCUAGUGGAGCCAAAAGUUUGAGGUCUGGCGGAGCCUACCCUCAACCUCAACGUCCUUGGCCCGCUGACAAGGGCCUUUCCCGUCCUAACCCUGCUACUGGUAGGGUAUCCUUCCCGUCUGUUCCCCAGUAUGCUCGUCAGGCGCGUGAAGGCUACGGCUUCCGCCCCAGGUCUGGUCAGACUACCCCUACCACCGGUGCGGAAGCUAGUUUGACUUAUCCUUUCCCCAGUACCAGCUCUUCUAGAGUUCCAAGGCCCAAAGAGGAUGACGAUGAUCUUGAUCAUAGACCGGAUGGGAAGUCAAUGGACGAAUUGAGGGGCGAGGUCAGGGAAGAACUGGAUAAACAGGGGUUGGUGCAGGCUGCCAAAGGGGUUGUUGAACCUCACAUGGGUAUCUCUGGGAUUGCUGAUGAAGAGGGUCUCGGAUGGCCUGCCAAGUCCACACAUCUCCGUCUGCACUCCACCCCCGAAGAGAAGUCCGCCAACAUGGAGCUCCUCACCUCUGCUCUUCGAACCGUGCUUGAAUGCAUUGGUGAAGACCCUGACCGGGAAGGAUUGCAACGUACCCCAGAAAGAUAUGCCAAAGCUUUGUUGUGGAUGACUAAGGGUUACGAGGAGAGGCUUGUAGAUGUAAUCAACGAUGCAGUCUUUGCGGAAGACCACGAUGAGAUGGUUAUCGUGAGGGAUAUUGAGGUAUUUAGUCUUUGCGAGCAUCACUUGGUUCCUUUCACUGGAAAGAUUUCUAUUGGCUAUAUCCCCAGCAAGCUUGUUUUGGGUCUUUCCAAACUCGCUCGUAUCGCCGAAACUUUCUCCCGUCGUCUUCAAGUUCAAGAACGUCUCACAAAGCAAGUUGCUCUUGCUGUUGAAGAGGCCAUCCGCCCUCGGGGUGUCGCUGUUGUGAUGGAGGCUUCGCACAUGUGCAUGUCUAUGAGAGGCGUCCAGAAGCCCGGCGCGACCACUGUCACCAGCACCAUGUUGGGAUGUUUCAGGCAGCAGCAAAAGACGCGAGAGGAGUUCUUGACCCUCAUCCGUACUCCCAGCGCUGCCAGACACUAAAUCUUAUGUCCUGAUCUCGGAACUUUCUCUCGGCCUCUACUCAUCUCUCCUCUAUUGAUUAGAUCUCAACAUCAGCUUCUCAGAUAAGGAAACUACGCAAAUCUGUACAUUACUAUACUCCUUGUUAUUCAACAUACAAAUAUUUGUCUGUCCUAUGCAUACGAAUGCCACUGUAGCUGCCUAUUCGUUGAUUUGA